Messenger RNA from Dendronephthya gigantea, 1690 nucleotides. Its product is annotated as UPF0489 protein C5orf22 homolog. Bases 1 to 1329 code for a protein of 442 amino acids. Lineage: Eukaryota; Metazoa; Cnidaria; Anthozoa; Malacalcyonacea; Nephtheidae. The record is from RefSeq and is a predicted model, not a curated record. The transcript has 6 exons.
AUGGCCGGCGUUCAAGGAGUGCGUUUUAACGUCGCAGAAAAACCAGGCAAAAAAUACAAAAAGGAGUUGCGUUUGUACAAGAAAAUCCCAGUGUGGAUAUGCGAAUAUCAUCAAGAAGUAUUGCCGUAUAUUUACCGAGCAAUCGGAUCAAAAUAUUUGUCAUUUUCUGGCCUAAUGUUUUUGCAUUUUGAUUCCCAUCCGGACUUGAUGGCCCCGUUGGAAAUGCAAGCUGAAAGUGUUUAUAACAAAGCGAUAUUGUUUGAUGUUAUUAGUAUUGCGGAUUGGAUAUUACCUGCGGUUUACGCUGGACAUAUUAGCAAGGUUAUAUGGGUCAAGCCACCUUGGUCGAAUCAGAUUUCAGACAAAACUUUGAUGUUUCAUGUUGGUCGACACAAGUCUGAAGGAACGAUAAGAGUCUCCUGUUUUGAGAAGUAUUUCUGUGAAGAUGGACUGUGUGCAUUGGAGAAGGACUUAGAAAACUGUCAAGAACUUACUGUUGUUGUCAUUACAAUGCCUGUCAACUGUUUGCAGUCCAAGUUAACUUGUGGUAAUGAAUCAGAAGAAAACUUGAAAGUCAAUAUUCCUGGAGGAAUGAUGGCUUGUGGUGGCAAUCUGGUUGUAAAUGAAUGCGUAUGCCUUCAGGACAAGCCAAAAAAUAUCUCCUCACAUAAAAGUGAUUGCUUGGAUGGGAAAGUAAAAAACGACAUUCAAUUAUUUAUCAGUCAAAUAUCAUCUCAGCUGGAGGAACCUUUCAUUCUGGACAUUGAUAUGGACUUUUUCUCCACCUUCAAUCCCUUCAAAACAAUGUUUACUGAGGAUGAAUUUGAAGAACUGCGAAAAUUUUACCAAUUCCCUGGCAUUGAUUGUCACCAAGAAGAGCAUUCAGCCAUGAUCGACGCUUCGCAAAAACACAAGAAUAACGUGGAAAAACUUGAAAGAACACUAAAUAUCAUGAAAGAAAACAAACAUGAUUUAUCGGCUGAAGAGAAACGUUCAUUGUCUGUUAAUCAAGAGUUCAUGCAGUUCAUUGAGAAAUGGAGGGAUUCGCGCGGAGAAAGUAUUGAUUAUGAAGUGCUGCACUCCGCUGGGAUGACAACUAAUCUUCCUGUCCAUCACACUGAUGAACGAGACAUUGUGCAAAUGAUCAAGAACAUGGAACAUCUUUUACAUUCAAUCCCGAAACCCACUGUAGUAACAGUCGCAAGGUCUUCCGAUGAUGACUACACCCCUCCGAGCUCUGUGGAUUUCAUUCAAACCUGGCUGAUCAAGUGUCUUGAGAAUUGCUUCGGAGAGAGUAUCGAGUUCUUUUACGAAUACAGAGAUGAGUAAUCCACUAUCCAGGUUGGUGAAGUGUACUCAAAAAGCAAGUGGACUCCAUGCAUAUGUAUUGUAUGAAUAAGGAAGGAAACGACUGGCUCAAUAUCUCUGUGUUUUGUGCGGCGCCCAGUGGGAACACUUUAUAUAUAUAUAGAAUCAAGAUGAAAACAAUUUCUCACCUAGCAACACUUAUCAGGAACAGGUCAAUAUAAUAUACCCACCCGUUAUCCAACUGAACUUCUAGCCAUUAUGUAAUUCAUCAUUUAUCGUUAUUCAUUUCCUUAAUUGAGAAUUUGUCGUUUUCAAAGAAAGUAAACAUCAACAUAUAAGCAUAGAGAUACUAAACCAUCAGGCUAGCUAUACGAAGUAGCUC